Aspergillus mulundensis is the source of this 744-nucleotide messenger RNA. Its product is annotated as class I SAM-dependent methyltransferase. The coding region runs from base 1 to 744 and encodes 247 amino acids. The record is from RefSeq and is a predicted model, not a curated record. The transcript has 4 exons. NCBI's taxonomy places the organism in Eukaryota, Fungi, Ascomycota, Eurotiomycetes, Eurotiales, Aspergillaceae.
AUGGCGAACCCUACAGACAAGGACACCUACGUCUUCACCCGGGACUUCCGCGACAACAACCGCAUCAACCUCCAGCAUUACCUAUGGGUUGAGCUCUUUGGCUACCACAUCCAUCCCUCCAUCCCCACCGACAGCCCAAACUUACGCAUUGCCGAUGUCGGCACCGGCACGGGCAUCUGGCUCACCGACCUGGCUCGUCGUCUCCCCCCAUCCACCGCACUCGACGGCUUCGAUAUUUCCCUGGCCGCCGCGCCGCCCCCGCAAUGUCUCCCAGCAAACAUCACCCUCCAGCACUGGGACCUCCUAGCCGACGAAGUCCCCAGCCAUCUCAGAGGGACAUACGACAUCGUGAACAUGCGCCUUCUCGUGCUCGUGAUAUCCGAUGACCAGAUUGAGAGAGUGAUUGAGAAGCUAGUGCAGUUGCUAAGUGCAACCAACCGGCCACCUCCAAAUCUCCGAGCCGGACAUGACAACCUAGCGCAUCGAGUCCGUCCCGCCGAACGUGCCCGCCCCGGCGUCCGCAGCCCUCUGGGAGCUAAGCCUCAAGGAGCAAGGGUCCCAAUUCACGCCAACCUAGGUGCCGCGUCUGGAGUCAAUCCUGUCCAAAGCCGGACUGCGCAAUGUGCAGUGCGACGUCAAAAGCGCACCGCCGGACAUGGCGCUCGCGCUGCACGAGUGCAACCUCACCAUCUCGGAGCUGGUGGCGCGCAAGACAAAGAAUCGGCAGUGGGCGGAGCAAAUUGA